AUGUAUAGUUUUUCAGUAGACAUCUCUUAUUCUAUUUUAACUUGUAUAUCAGAAACCUCGUUGGAUGUACACAUACCUUCAUAUCCUGGGUCACCUCGAUCUAUUGACUUUAACUCAAGUAGUUCAAUAGAAUCCAUAACCGUGCGUAACCCACAAUUAAGAGACGCUAUUGAGUUUCUGCAUCAGGACAAGGAAUUUCUUAUAGCUGCUGAAACGGGAAAUGAUAAGCUCCUCGCAAAGUAUAUAAAACAGGGAACUGACAUACAUCAAUUCGAUCACAUCGGAAGAAGUGCUUUACACUUGGCAGUCUGCUCUGAUAACACGAAUGCUGUCAAAUUGCUGCUGGAAGCUGGUCUUAAUCCAAAUAUUAAAGAUAAUUUAGGGAUGACUCCACUUUCGCUAUCUUUGAUGAGGAGGCCAUCCACUGUUGUAGCUAAUCUUCUUUUCGACCACGGAGCAGUGUUGAUGCCACGAACAGACCCGAUGGACACCGGCUUAUUUAUUCAAUUUGUAAUGAUGUGCACACCCACAUCUGAAGAAGAGAAUAUUCUACGACUACUUGUAGAUAAAGGUGCUGAUAAUGAUACUGACGCUCCGGGACAGCGACAAGCCCUCCAUUUUGCGGCUAUGAGCAAUAACGUGAACUUAAUCCGCAUUUUAGUGGGCCUGGGUGCGGAUUUGUAUUUGAAAAAUCAUAGAGGAGAAACGCCAAAAGACGUAGCCGAAAUAUUUCAUUGUAGGGAAGCAUUUGACUUACUGAACUAUCUUGAAGAAAUUGAAGAAGUAGCAAUAACCGCUAAUUCGAAUACUUUACUCUUUGAAAUCCCUGAAAAAUAAGUCUAUCCAUCUCGUUUGUUUCAAUAAAACAAUAUAAGGAUAGUGAAAACCAUUAUUUCUGGUAUCUAGGAAAAUAUUUUGAACUCCCUGGAAUAACAAAAACUAAUUAACUGUACCUAAUGUAUGAAGUAGAAAACUUUAAAUUUGAACGACUGAGUAGAUAUACUAUUAGCGGUAAAUUUUAGCAGACAUUUUUAAAAUUACAUUAACCACCCGUUACUCAAUUACCAUCGCUGCUGAAACUAGCCUUUGGAUUUCCGAAGAAAUUUAAAAGGCAU
This is a messenger RNA of Danaus plexippus (monarch butterfly), 1115 nucleotides long. RefSeq lists its product as uncharacterized. Gene Ontology annotation, molecular function: protein binding. NCBI's taxonomy places the organism in Eukaryota, Metazoa, Arthropoda, Insecta, Lepidoptera, Nymphalidae. The record is from RefSeq and is a predicted model, not a curated record.